ACGUGGCUUGGGGUAGGAUAUUCAAUAAGACAGUUAUCGCUGUCUGUCUCUCUCUCACUUCUAGCUGCGACUCAGCUGUUUUGGAUGGCAGGGACAAGCCGGAGCAAGCAUUUCAGCAAUCUCGACAGGCACCCUGCAUGUUGAUCAGGAGCACUCUGCAGAAGUCUGGCCUCAUGAGCGCUGGACCUGGGAGGCCCGUUUGGGCUUUGGCUGCUCUUCUGAUCGGUGCUGCCUUGCUGGCUGUCACUUCGACAUCCUCUUCCGGUGGGAAGAAAGUGACUCAGACGGCCCUGGCUCAUGCGACAGCGGCUGCUGCCGGCCCAGGUACCUGGUGCGCCGAGGAGAUGCUGGGCUUCCACAGCCUCACCAAGCUGUUGUCCAGAGAGGGUGCAGAUAUUUGGUUCUGCUCCCUUGUGGGCUCUAUUGCUGUGGGGCUCAGUGGAAUCUUCCCCCUCCUGGUGAUCCCUAUUGAGGCAGGAGCAGCACUGAAAACUGAGGCUGGUUGCCAGAACUUAAAGAAGCUGCUGAGUUUUGCAAUCGGAGGUCUCCUUGGCGACGUCUUCCUUCACCUCCUCCCUGAAGCCUGGGCUCACACAUCCAGCAAUAACCAGAGAGAGAAACACUACCGCACCCAAGGCUUGUGGGUGGUUAUGGGAUUGUUGUCCUUCCUUCUGCUGGAGAAGAUGUUUCCAGACGAGGACGGCAGCACUGUAAACCAUGCAAACAGUUCCUCUUCAGCAAGCCACCAGUGUGACUGUUUUACAUCUUCAGAAAUAAACGGCUUAUGUUCCAACAAUAAUUCCAACUCCAAGCCAAGAACUGACAUCAGCUUACAGCCUGGACGAGAGAAGAUAAAGACGAGUGGCUAUCUGAACCUUCUGGCCAACUGCAUUGACAACUUCACCCAUGGCCUGGCAGUAGCAGGGAGCUUCCUAGUCAGCAGGAAGGUUGGCUUUCUGACGACUUUUGCAAUCCUCCUGCAUGAGAUCCCCCAUGAGGUGGGAGAUUUUGCUAUUCUGCUACGUGCUGGGUUCGAUCGCCGGAGUGCAGCAUGCAUGCAGUUAUCCACGGCACUGGGUGGAGUUCUAGGGGCAUGUUUUGCUCUUUCUGCUCAAUCACAGCAAGGCACAGACAAUGCCACAGCCUGGAUCCUGCCCUUCUGCUCUGGAGGCUUUCUCUAUAUUGCAUUGGUCAAUGUGGUACCUGAUCUUCUGGAGGAGACCAGCUUCAGACAUUCUUUACUCCAGAUCCUGUUGAUCUUUUGUGGUGUCGGCGUCAUGGCACUGCUUUCUGCUAUAGCGGACUAGCCAGAGGACAACGCUGCUCUCGCUUAUAGACUUUCUGAAUGAAAAACUGACCUCUACCAGGUUGGAGAAAUGAUGGACAAUGUACUCCAGUGUUUAAGCUUUAAAAAUGUUUUGAGACUGACCCAAAGGGAUGUUCAGACUAUCAGGUUUGUGAGUGGUGUCAUAUGUAUAUGUGUAAAAAAAAAAAUUUCUUUUGUCUUGGACCUAUACACAGGCACUUUGAUCAGAAAUGUAGCUGACAAACACCAGAGCAAAUGGUGGGAAAGGAAUGUACAAAAAGACCAAAUUACAACGUUUGGCUUGUUCCAGUGAGUAAACAAUUGGGCAAAGAUAGAUGUACAGUGAACAUAUUAAUGGCUGUUGGGUCACUGUGUAUAAUCCUGUCAAAUAUUUAGCUGAACAUUGCAUGACUUGAUGUUUAGUAGUACGCCCAUAAAGCUAUGCAUUUUGAUAACAGAAAUGAGGAGUAUGCUAUUUAGCUCAAAUUUCCCAAAUGUUAGUUGGCCUGAUUUUGCUCUGGUUUUUGGCAGAGUAUCCUGAUUUUCUGCUGUUCUGUCAAUUCUCUCAAACUCGUGCUCGAAUUUAAUGAGCAGCCUUGGGUCUUCAUGGUAAAGCCACCCACGGACACUACAGGCGUAAUUUAUUCACAAACCUCCCCACAGACAGUCAUAACAGGUGCACUAACUUUUCCUUUCCAAGUAUUAUUAUACCGCUUUAAAUUGUGCAUUUUUAAGCAUGCUGCUUUACUUUUUUGUACAGUGUUAUUUUUCCACUAAUUUUAUGUUCCACUACACCACUUGGGAUUAGCUCUGGAUUAAAGCAAAUGUAACAAUGCAAACUUUAUUUAGCCGAUUAAUGUUUUAGAGCCUUAGUGUUGUCCAUUACGCGUUACUGGUUUAUUCCUUCUCUCAUGGCCUUUGGAUUUUAAGAGGUCUUGACGACUAAAGCUGACUGAGCGUACAUGAAGUGUCCAAAAUGAGAUUAAUCACUUAUUUCUCGCAAAAGAUGUGGCUUUUUUUUUUUUUUUUUAAACUUACUGUCACAUUGUAUAAUUUUCCCCAAGUAUGAAAAUCACUGUAAAACAGAAUGUUACUGAAAGUGAUGUCAGUCAUCAGGUCAGAGUAUUGUUUCAUAAAUGUGUGUAUAUAUAUUUUUUAAAAAUGAUAUUUAUUGUCUGUAAAAGGUCAUGUAUGAGAAGGAACAAAGUUUUUAACACUUCCAGCACUGUUCUUGAAAUAAGAGCUGAAAUGUCUGUAGUUUUAUUUGUUAA
Molecule: messenger RNA, 2577 nt
Organism: Neoarius graeffei (lesser salmon catfish)
Lineage: Eukaryota; Metazoa; Chordata; Actinopteri; Siluriformes; Ariidae
Gene: slc39a13
Product: solute carrier family 39 member 13
Exons: 10
Coding region: 138-1307 (389 amino acids)
Biological process (GO): intracellular zinc ion homeostasis; zinc ion transmembrane transport
Cellular component (GO): membrane
Molecular function (GO): zinc ion transmembrane transporter activity
Source: RefSeq, a predicted model, not a curated record